UAUUAAAACUGCAUUGGGGGAAUUGGGUACUUUUGACUGGGGUCCCCAAGAGAUCCAGUACAUUGGUAUUUUUUAAAAAGCACUAAUUAAAGCAGAAACAGAAAACAAUUAUAUGACGUCAUUAGGAACAAACUGAUUGACAAAGUCAUGAAAAAUAGGACUAAUAUGACAAAAAGUAGACAUCUGGGGUCUGCGGGUCCCACAGUCAGUAGGUUUAAGGUUAAUCUGCAUUGUAUGCGUCUUUUAUUUUGAAGAAAAGGCAGAGACGGAAGUAACACUGUGAAUUUCCUCUGUCUUGACAGUUGGACACAUUUUUUUGACAAGCGGAAAUGAGGAGUCACCACUUUUUUUCCGCGUUAACUUCGUGCCUGAAAGUUUUUUUUUUCCUCUAUUUUUUUUUCUCGCGGAGGAACCGUCGCGUGCACUCACAAUGAGAGAGAAAGCGACCGUCUUUUCCGCGUGCAGCUUCUCCACUCAUGUCCAGUUUCUUUUGCUCCUCGACGAUGUCGUUUUAACUUACUUUAGAUGCUUCUCAACACAUUUCCGUUAUGCGAAGUCCAACCUGUUGGUUUGUCGUCGUCGUGCUGCGGUCGGUGCCCAUCCGAGAUAACGGAGAACGUGAGUAUGUUGUGAAGCUGAACUCCUGUCGGCUUUUAUUACCUUGUUGUCUCAGAGUGCCUUUUAAAACAACACUUAACUCUUCUUAACACAACCACAUGGGAGAUAAUCCCUCAAUGUGGGUAUAGCUUCCGUCCAAAAUUUAAAAAAAAAAAUCGUCGAGAAAUGUGCUCUUGUUCAAUUUAAAGGGCUUUGCCUCUCAUGGUGGCGCUGGCGCAGACUUUUGUAGUCAAAGAGUCAAGUUUUCUUUCUUAAAAAAAAAAGUCCUGUCACAUCAGUAAGCACACGUUUCUGUCUGUGAGCUGCUUGGCCGCUCAUCAAUGAGGAUAAUUGGCACAAAAGAUGUACACCACAUGUCUUUUAGUAGCUUAAAGUGUAUGUUUAUUUACGUCAGUCAGUAUAAUUUGGCGCAAAUCUUUUGGUGGUCGCCAUGGUAAUGACGCAAUAUAGAACCCAACGUACGUCGUAUGUUUAAAAGGCCAAACUUUAACGUCUGUGAGGCGUCCAGGUCCUUGGUUAGCCAAGGAGGGUUGAAUCGAGGACUUCUUGGUUGUAGAUACUUGGAGAUGUUUCGGGGGCUUCUUCAGGUCUAACUGACUGGCGGGGAGUCCCAGCAGUGAUUCUCAGCCGGUCUGGUUACUGCAAUGAAUGGUAACACUAUCCAUCCAGCCAACACCACCACAACAGCAGGAGGAGGCCCAGGCGUGGCAGCGCCCCCGAGAGGCUGGAGGGAGUUCUGCGAGCGACACGCCAUCGCCACAGCCCGGCAGCUUGCCGGACACUACCGGAGCUUCGCCAGAGAGCGCCCUCAACAUGAAGUACUUCCACCAGAGACCUUUUCCAAGCAGUUCUCCGAUCUCUUCCAGCAGCACUUCUGCUGUGAGGUCAACAAAGAUGGCACUCCGCUCCGCCAGAGCACAUGCUCUACCGCUACCGGUAGCACUCCCUCCACCACUCCAGUGGCCUCUUCCCUUCCAUCACAGGCCGUGAUUGGUCGAUUGCGGAUCACAUCUUUGUCUGGGGUGCAGGAUUAUCGGGAGGCGAGCCGACCAAGCGGAGGAGCUGCUCUGUUUACUGUGGUGUCACCAAAAGUGGAGCCGGUGGUGGUGAGCCGGGAACAAGAGCAGCCGCUGCGAUGUGCUGCGGUAAACUCCUUAUCAGGAAACCCGGUGGUGCUCAGGGGCUCGACUCGUAGUAUCAGCAGUGGGUCACUGCUGAUUCGUAGCCGUAGCAGCGAGGACAUCUCUGGCACUGACCGUCGCCAGGUAUCUGAACGGUACUCAUCUGACUCCUCAACCUCCAACCCUGCACAUGCUGACAUCACACACUUCUCCUUCAGUCAAAUACAACAGAGCGUAAGACGGCUUCUCAAGAAACGGCCCGUCCCCAGCCCCCCCUCAUCCCAGGACCUGUCUCCUAGCAACCCCACUAACAUCAAUCCCCCAAACAAUGCCGACAGAGUGGGCGGAGUGUCCUCCGCAACUGAGCAAGUGUCAUCCUCUUCAUCUUCUUCCCUCUCCUCCUCUUGUCUGAACUCUGAAGCCACGCCCCCAGCCUCUUCACACCUGUCUAACCUCCUGGAUCGUUUCCGUUGGUUACGCAGUGGAAGCAUGAGGCAGAGGAGGUCAGAGGUGAGCGGCUGCUGUAAAGAGGGCCAACUGAGGUACUUGCAGGUGGAUGACACUAUCUCAGACUCUCAGCCCCGCUGGCAGCGCUGCCGCCUGCUGGUCAGGAGGAUCAGGGACGCUCAAGGUGGAGGAGGAGGAGGAGGAGGAGGAGGAGGAGGAAGAGGAGGAGGAGGGGAGAGAUACCAGUUGGAGCUGUAUGAUCCUCCAAAGGCUUCCAGCCCAAAGCUGACGACUCACUGCUCAGAUAUCCAAGAAGUCCGUCGUUGCACCCGGCUGGAGAUGCCCGACAACUUAAACACAUUUGUUUUAAAGGUUAAUCGAGGUAGUCUGAUAUUUGAGACGGACAACGACCAGCAGGUCAGCUCCUGGACCACAGAGCUAAAAGAAUGUAUCAGCAACAGGUCAGGCAGUGUGGAUCUGGAGCCCCUUCCCUCCCCAGCAGACAGCUCUGUUCCAGCCAAUCACAGAGGGAGUUCAGAGUCAGGAAGUCACAUCCCCCUCACAUUUGCCCAGCCAGAGCAGGUUGUCCAGAAGACCGAUCACUUCCUGUUCUCCUACCCCUGGUUCCACGGGCCCAUCUCCCGCGUCAAGGCAGCCUACCUGGUCCAGAGCUCUGGACCAGAAGGACACGGAGUGUUUCUGGUUCGACAGAGUGAGACACGCAGGGGAGACUACGUCCUCACGUUUAACUACCAAGGAAAAGCAAAGCACCUGCGCCUCUCUCUAACAGAAUGGGGUCAGUGCAGGGUGCAGCACCUGCGCUUCCCCUCCGUCAUGGACAUGCUCAGUCACUUCCGCCUCUUCCCCAUCCCUCUGGAGUGCGGAGCCGCCGGUGCCGUCACGCUGUCCAGCUUCGUAGUGGCGGGCUCCAGCCCUCCGUCACAAGGUCAGCUCUCCAGCGCUCUCCUGGUCCCCUUCUCUCUGCAUCGCUGGAACUCGGAGCCCAGCUUGGCUCACUGCAGCCUGGCUCGCAGCUCCAGUCAGCCCCACUCCUCCUCCUCCAACAGCAGCACCACCACCAGCUCCGUUUCUCAGCAGGGGAACCACCCGACUCCUCGCGGCAACCCCAUCCCUCCUCCAUCAGCCCCGGCUCCUUUGCGUCGGAGCGAGUCGGUGGGCAGGGGGCCCCUGCUUCGCCACCCUCACACCCACACUCCCAUCAUCCCUCAGCGGGACUCGGACUAUGAGCUGGAGCCUGACCGCAGCCGCAAGCGGGCGAUAGACAACCAGUACAUGAUGCUCUGACCCCGCUGAGUCACCAGCCUCCAUCACCUCCAACAGACAGCCGUCUCCUGUGAAGCCACCAACAUGCUCUCACACACACACACACACACACACACACACACACACACACACACACACACACAC
This is a messenger RNA of Thunnus maccoyii (southern bluefin tuna), 3614 nucleotides long. RefSeq names its product SH2B adaptor protein 3 (gene sh2b3). Gene Ontology annotation, molecular function: transmembrane receptor protein tyrosine kinase adaptor activity. Gene Ontology annotation, biological process: intracellular signal transduction. The transcript is spliced from 8 exons. The coding region runs from base 1263 to 3491 and encodes 742 amino acids. The record is from RefSeq and is a predicted model, not a curated record. Lineage: Eukaryota; Metazoa; Chordata; Actinopteri; Scombriformes; Scombridae. Gene Ontology annotation, cellular component: plasma membrane.